CAAUGAUGCACGAAACCUAAAAAAAAACAUGUCUCGUUUUGUUAGGCAACUUUUUAGGACACCCCUUAUCAUACGAUGUGGGCUAUUAAGCCCGAUGUCGACGGCAGUUGAAGCUGCGAAUACCUCAGCUUCCAGAUUUCUUGUCCAGAAACUCGAGAAGAAAGCAGGUGGUAUGCUACACGUAACAUGGAAUAACAACUCCAUGAAUCGCUAUCCUUUUGCGUACCUCCGCGAUAACUGCCAGUGCUCGGAGUGCUUCCACGAAUCUGCCUUCCAGCGAUCAUUUGACACUGUGGGCAAGUUAGAUCCGAAAAUUUUACCGGAGAACUACGACGUGAGGUUAGAUGGGAAAGAGAUAGUCAUUGCGUGGCCUGACGGACACGUCAGUGUAUUUGACUCAGACUGGCUGCACUCUCGUCGACUGGUCGACGCGAAGGGUGAUCCAAGCAGCGUUAUGCUCCCUAAUCUUAAUAAGGAAGGGGUAAAGUUUUGGAAUGCUGAAACAAUGCAGGGAAAAGUUCCUAAGCUCGAUUUUAAGGACCUCAUGGAGGACGAUGGUGCACUUUUCGAUUGGCUCAAAAUCUUACACAGUGUGGGAAUUGCUUUGGUGGUUAACACCCCUCUGGAGGAGGAACAAGCAGAAAAACUCUGUGAUAGGGUUGGAUAUUUUAAGACAACUCACUAUGGGUAUGUAAAUAUUAUUAUUUUUCAUUAUUUUCCUACAGUAGGUUACAUGUAACUACCGUAUUUACCCGUGUAUAAUAUGCGCCCAUGUAUAACACGCACCCCGAUUUUUGACCAAAUUUUUCAUAAAAAAAAAGUUUUCACACCAAAAAACACGUCAAUUCUUCCUACAACUGAUGUUUCGCAGUGGUAAGUUUCGUUGCCAUUUCGAGUUUCUGGUCGCUUGUGAUUACAGUAAUACGGUACGAUCGUGAUGUUUAUCUCGUCAGCCGUUUCUUAAAUACUCUACUAAAUUUAUUCAUGGAUCGAAAUUGAAAAUGUUUCAUUGGUAGAUUAUUUAACUCAAGCUAAUAAAGACCAAUAACUGCGAGGCUUUUUUUACUUUCUUUGUUGUGUCUGGGGAUCGAAACUGAAAAUGUUUCAUUAGUAGAUUUUUUUAACUUUCUUUGUUGUGUUUUUAAAGUAUGCAAAUUAGGACGAAAAAACAAUAGAAUCUGUGUACAAUACGGAUCACUUGUUUUUGUCGUUAAAAAAAUUCAUAACUCAGACAUAGUUUGAUGCUACUCUGGUUUGCAGAUUUAAUGAAUGUAACCGAAGAAGUUAUCCCACCCCAUUGAAUGGUUAGUUAGGCAUGUAUGCUCUGAUAAAGCCGAAUUUCCUCAAUUGGGUGGGAUAAUUCUAAAAUUAUCACCACUAAUCGGCAUUACCACCAGUGUCUUUGUUUGGAGGCUUGGCAUAUUAACUCUGCCCACGCUCCUUUAAAUCGUGACGAUGGCGGUUUGCCUCCUGACGCCUAUUUACAUCUCAUCAGAAAAAAGGCCGCUAAUUAGUGAUCAUAUAAAAGGACCUCUUGUUGCAGCAUUUAGAUCACCCCUGAUGAAGGCACUAGACAGGAGUGUCGAAAUGUUGGGUCUAUGAAUUGUAACUUCUUUGGUUACAUUCAUUAAAUCUGCAAACCAGAGUAGCAUCAAAAUAUGUCUGAUUGUCCACCUGGUUGCUGUGUGAACUUUAAUAUAUUUAAAUUCAUAACUCUUGUCAGCUGUUAAGGAGGGUUAAUUCUGUAGAAAUCAAGAACAUUUUUUCUUUUUACCUGCAGGCAUUAUUUUGAUGUGAAAACAAAAUAUGAAGCAAAUAACUUAGCAUAUACUUCAAACUUUUUGCCAUUGCAUAUUGACCUGCCUUACUAUGAUUAUAUACCAGGGGUAAGUGUACUGAGUUUCUUCAUGAAGGUCUGAAGCCUUGGGAACCCCUAGAUUAUAUCUGUUUUAACUACUGCUACAUUAAUUUUAAUCCAAAUAGCAAGUCCCUUUAUUACUGGCAAGAAAUGUGAUGUGGUUAGUUUGUGGGUUGUGGCAAGAAUUGGCUGUGAGGUAAGUUUGAGGGUAGGGAGGUGCAGCCUGAUCUGAAAGAGGGGCAUUGGAAAUGGGGCAAAGCUAAAUGAUUGUUUGUUACUCAAUUCUCUUUGCUACUAUUAAGAUUUUAGACUACAUUUACGUCCUUUCAUCUUGUUUAAUGUUUUCUGGCAUUUGGCCUUGGCCCUAUCAUGUGGAGAUCCAUGGCGUCAGCUUUUUCUUGACAGCUUUCUGCCAUGUUGUUUCUUUUCCCUGUGGGUGUUCACAUGGGUUGUGCUGAGAUAUCACUCAGACAAAAACUACCCAAUAAAAUUGUAAAAUGAUAUUGUUUAUGUGUCCCACAGGAAGUGACCUUGUUUUUGUCUUUUUGUUUAUAAUGUGUGAAAGAGGGUUCCUAUUUUUGCUGGAUUUGUCUGAAAGCUCCAGACCAUUAAUUCUGUUAGUAGGUAGGGCCAAAGUACUGUUUGCUGUUAGGGUCACAUGUCCAAGUCAUGUGACCUGGCUUGUGUCCUGUGCUUCUUCCCCCUCCCUAGACCUUUUUCAUGUGACAUAGGUCUAAAAUAUCUGAUUGAAGGCUAUUAUACCCCAGCUGUUGUAGAUUUAAGAGCAAGAACCCCUCUGUUCGAGUCCUAACAGACUCCGCUUUUUCUUUUAAGAUAAAAGGUAUAAAGAGAUGUAUUGUGUAAUCAAUGAGAAAAAUGUUGCUCUUAGAAUUGCGCUUACAGCACCUCUGACAGUAAUCUUCUCUGUUUUAGGUUCAGAUGUUGCACUGCAUUGAACAAGCCACUGGUACAGGCGGAGCAAACCAGUUUGUAGAUGGCUUCUUCGUUUCACAGGAGCUGCGAAAUAAAGAUCACAAAAAGUUUGAUAUCCUGACAAAGACGCGAAUCCAGUUUGUUGACAUUGGAAAUGACAUGUUUGGAGAUUUUCACUACAAAUUUUCUCGACACAUGAUUGAGUAAGUCAGUUACUACUCAUGAAUAUUAUUGUGGAGUUAAGUUCAGUUGAAUGUCCAAAGUAAAUCCGAAAGCGUUUUUGAUUUGCUCUUCUAUUCUCUGUAAUUGGUCUACGAAGUUAGAGCCACUUUCUCUCCCAGUCAGAUGCAAAAGUGAAACAACUUGUGAAUUGUUCCCUCGCGUUUGCUAACGCCUUUCUUUUAUACAACCCGGCGGGAUCUCAGUUGAUUGAGCAAGGACAUUUAAGUCGACUAUGCAACGGUAGAGUUCAUGAAGCGUUUUUCGAGUGAGUAUCGCAAAACCAAACCCAAGUAAAACAUCCCUACUGCAUAAAGAACGGGAAAACGCGGACGACCAAGACGUGAUUGGUGUUAGUUUUGCUUCUGUUUGGUUGGAAAAGUGGAGCGAAUUUUCUGGACCAAUCACAGAGCGAAGUAAAGCAUAACUAAAAACAAUCCCGGAUUACUUUCAACAUUCCCUAUGGCCCUAUGGCCAAGCGCUUUACCCGACAACAUACAAGAACUGAUUGCUUCUAUGUCACCUUUUUGUCUCAGGUUGGACAAGAACGGCCAAAUUGUGCGUUUUGCUUACAACAACCACGUGCGAGACUCUGUCGUGCUCAACUCCACCCCUGAGGAGACUGUUCAACUUUACGAAGCUUAUCUUACUCUGGGCAAGAUGUUAAGAGAACCGGCCAAUCAAAUAGAGCACAAAAUGGUCCCAGGGGAUAUGAUCACCUUCAACAACAGUCGCGUGUUGCAUGGGAGAUCGGCGUUUACUGUCCAAGGGGGACAAAGUCGGUUCCUUCGCGGCAUCUACUUGGAUUGGGAUAUUAUGUAUUCUCGUAUGAGAGUGCUGGCGAAAAAGCUGAAUAUUCCGCUAUCGUACUAAAGCAUACUACAUAUUCUUGGAGGUAAAACACACAUGAAUGGCCCUUGAAACAUGAUCGAGGUGAACUAAAACAAUAAUAAGUCAUUAUGCAGCCCUUUCCGAUAAAAGGAAAUAAACUCAUUUCGAUUAUUUACGGGAUUUUUAGGUAAUAACUCAUGUUUCGAUGUGAAAUAUUAUUAAGAAAUAUUUCAACUUACUUCGCUGAAGUCAACACACUGAAUGCAUGUGGCUUUUCGUGAAUUUCGUACAAGAAAUAUUAGUUGGACCGGAAGCCGUUUUCCUCGUUGCCUUGUCAUUUAUCUCCAAAAAGAUAAAAUUGAAACAUGUAAGUUCCUAUGAUAUCAAUACGUUACCCAUCAAAUAGAUGAAAAAAAUAGACAAACUUGUCUGGAGGAUGAAAUUACCCCAACUGAAUAUAUAAUAAAAGGUAUGACAGCAAGGAGAGAAUUACCUAUCGGAUUAAACCAUAAAGCUUGUUAUUAUCAGUCACAUUCCAGAGGACUAUAGAAUAAUUUUUUUCCGUGUAGAGUUGUAAAAUUUUAUUUAGUCCUGGUUUGGUUUGUAAUGGGGGUAGAAUGCAUCGUGUCAUAUAUAUAGUGGGAUCAGAGGUUGUAAGAACUUAUGCUUAGCCAGAACAUAACCGGUUUGAUUGGCUUUAGAAUGGGGUAGAAUGCAUUGUGAUAUAAAUAUGGCGAGUCAGAGCUGGAAGAACUGGUGCUGAACGAGGACUUUAAUUUUAGUUCUGGUUUGAUUUGGUUUAUAAUGGAUUGAUUCAUAUUUUGAUAUGAAAAUAAUGAGCUCAGAAGUCGGAAGAACAGAUGCCUAAUCAGAAGAUGCGGAAUGACAGAUAUCUUGUUUUAAGAGACGAAGAGGUUUGGAAAGUAGCCAUUGCCUGAACAUAUUUAAGACCUUCAUUUGGAGCAGCAACCGAAAAAAAGAUGAAAAACAAACUCGCCUUUACUCUGCGCGAAAAA
Molecule: messenger RNA, 4857 nt
Organism: Pocillopora meandrina
Lineage: Eukaryota; Metazoa; Cnidaria; Anthozoa; Scleractinia; Pocilloporidae
Source: the annotation of a GenBank genome assembly